Drosophila obscura is the source of this 9863-nucleotide messenger RNA. RefSeq names its product piezo-type mechanosensitive ion channel component (gene Piezo). Gene Ontology annotation, cellular component: plasma membrane. Gene Ontology annotation, molecular function: mechanosensitive monoatomic ion channel activity; monoatomic cation channel activity. NCBI's taxonomy places the organism in Eukaryota, Metazoa, Arthropoda, Insecta, Diptera, Drosophilidae. Gene Ontology annotation, biological process: detection of mechanical stimulus; cellular response to mechanical stimulus; regulation of membrane potential. The record is from RefSeq and is a predicted model, not a curated record.
CGCGCGGGUCUUCGAUAAACAACGUGUUUGGGACACAACAUAAGCGUACGUUCAAACCAAACACUAUAAGAAAUAUAUAUAUAUCUUUUGGUGGUGUCGGGCGCCCAAAGAACGAAAAGUAUGGUCAACAAGCCAGUAAAACACAAUUGUUUACCAGAAGUUGUUCUCCUGAGCCAGUGUUCGUAGAGAAAUUCAUGUGAAUCAAGUUGGAAACCGUGUGCGCGGUGUUUUUACGCGGCAUCCGUCUGUAAAAAUCGAAGGCACAACAAAACAAUAAUUGCGCAAAGAAGUGGUACAAAAUAAUCAAAUAGAAGAAUCACCCGCAUGGCAGGGGGCAACAGGGUGUAACAAGUGAUUAAAAGAGAGUUCUGAAAGUUUAAAUAGAUUCUCCUCCAAGCGAAAGUGAAGUUUAAGAGUGUUUUGCUGUUGAUGUUUUUUGUUGAAACCGAAUCCCCGUCGGUGUGUUUGUUGUGGUCGGUCUCCGGCAGCGGCAGCAGGCAGAGCUUAUGCAAAUGUGGAACGGCUGCUCUGCGCUGCUUGUGGGAUAUAAAUUGCAAUCGAAGCGGAAGCUUUUAUGAAUGAGUCGUCUGCCAGGAGACGCAGCAGCAGCAGCAGGAGGAGUAGCUACGUGAGCGCCACGGGGGAGUGGGAGAGUGGAGCAUCCAUAUCCAUAUCCAUCCAAGAUGGCCUUCAGCUAUGCGUGCAUGGUGCUGCAGCGCGUCGUCGUUCCGGCGGUGCUGGUUCUGGCUUCGCUGAUGCGACCGGUGGGCAUAUCAUUUGUAUACCUUCUCAUGUUCUUCAUGUCGCCAUUUGUGCCUCUGGCCACGCGACGCAACUUCAAGGGAUCCGUCACCGCCUUCUUUAUCAUCCUGCUGUCACUGAGCACUCUAGUCCUGCUGGGGCACAUCGCCCUCCAAAUACUGGCGGUCAGCACAACGCUGCCCAUCUACAACUGCUCCUUCAGCGAGCGCCUGCUCAGGCACAUUGGCUUUGUGAGCUUCAUCGAUCUAAAGCCCCUGGCCAUCAUUGAAUGGCUCGCCCCGGAGGUCCUGGUGUUUGCCACCUCUCUUGGCUCCUACCUCAGCGUGAAGCGACUCGCUGCACAGCCCAUCAAUGCCGAGCAGCUGGAGAACGGUGAGCUUAUCGAGGCCCAGUCCGGCGACCCCGCCCAUACGACUCAGCCCCCCUGUCCCACAGAUGCCAAUGGCGGAGAUGUGCAGCAAGCUACGGCAACGACGCCACUGCAACAGCAGCAGCAGCAGCUGCGGAAGCGGGUCUCCAUGAUCAGUCAGCAUAUCCACUUCGAGGGAUUGAUCAAGAUCUCGCCUCUCUUCUGCCUGGCCACACUGUUCUUUGCGGCCGCGCUGCGUCCCUCGGUGCCGGGUGGAUUCUAUUUUCUCAUCUUCCUGCUGGCCGGCACUUACUGGGCAACCUGCCAGACGCUGCAACGUGGCUUCGCCAUGCUGUUGCGCUGCGUAAUGGUCGUCCUUGUGCUCCACUCGCUGUCCAUCGUGUCCUACCAGACGCCGUGGAUGCAGGGUCACCUCAAUCACACCAGCCUGACGGCGCGUCUGAUUGGUCUGGAGCCGCUCAUUGAAUCCUACUGCUCGCCGGAUAUACGUGUCCUUUUGUAUAAUAAUACCCUGUAUCUGGACUCGUAUCUGAAUCCGUUUGCCCUGUUCUUUGCCUACUUUGCUUUGGCUCUGACCACCAAGCAUCUGAUCAAGCCCAGGCUGGAGGCAAAGCCUGCCACCGCCUUUGGCCAGCAGCUUGACUGCAACAGCAGCAGCCUCAACAACACCGGCAAAGCAAACCGCCAGCUGACGCUCCGCACCUCACAGACCUCGCGGGGCAGCAGUCGCAAGGACAGCUCAGGUCCCGGCGCUGGAUCCACCACCGCCUCCACCACAAAUCGAGCACAGCGCCUGAGUGUUUCUUUGCGCCGUGAUCAGCGCGCAGCGUUAAAUGAACCGACAGAGACGACGCCUCUGGUGCGUCAGAGUACUCGGAAGGGGCGCACAGCCCAGCCCCUGGAGAGCGGAUCUUCGGCAGCAGGGAGCGGCACUCAGCGUGGCAAUGAAAUACCGCUGGACUCGCUGGAUCAGCGAUCGGAGCAGGAGAACACGACCACCUCGAUACUGGAUCAGAUAUCGUAUGGCUUUGUCAGUGUGGGGGGCUUCAUCUACCAGAACAGCUACAUAUUCACCAAUAUUCUAAUGAUGGCCUGGUCCAUAGUGUACCACAGUUGGCUGACGUUCGUCCUCCUGCUGUGGGCCAAUGUGCUGUGGAUGAUACCCAACCAGCGGAAGGCGAUGAUGCGGUCCAGUCCGUUCAUCGUGCUCUACGCGGAGGUGCUGCUGGUGGCCCAGUACAUAUACGGCAUGGACCUGAACAACAAUGAGCUUCCCACGAAGGUCUCCACGGCGGGCAUCAAUCUGCAGCAGAUUGGGUUCGAGCGGCCCAUCGAGAACCACAUGCGUCCCUGUGUGCCGCUGAUCGUGAAGACAGCCUUCGUGCUGAUGUUCUGGGUGACGUCGCGUCAGUUCUUUAAGGAGAAGCGCGACCGGCGAAGGGACAGCACCCUGGCGGACAUCAUUGCUCCGCUGCAGAUCACCGUGGGCUCCGCGGGGUCCAGCUACCUCAUCAACGACGGCAAGAAGACCUCAAAGUUCCUAAAGAAGGCCGGCGAUGUGAUCAAAAACCUGCUGGUGCGCCUGUGGAUCUGGCUGCUGGUACUGGUGAUCUUCCUCUGCGCGAUCACCGGAGAGAAUAUGACGGGAUUCCGCAUCUGCUACAUGGCCCUGUUCCUGUUCUUCUUGCUGGUCUUUCAGUCCUCGUCCAAGGCCUGGGUAAAGAUCAUGUACGGCUUCUGGCUGUUCCUCAUCUUCUACGCCAUGUCCAUACUGAUCCUGAUCUACACAUAUCAAUUCGACAAGUUCGACACGUACUGGAAUGACUAUCUCAAUGUGUCCAAGACUCUACAAAACGACAUUGGCCUGAAGCGCUACCAAACUAAGGAUCUGUUCCUCCACCUGGUCUCGCCCACGAUCAUUGUGAUCCUGACUGUGAUCCAAGUGCAUUACUUCCACAAGCGGUUCAUUGCCUCGCUGCAACAGCAGCCGGGAGCUGGCGGCUCUGCACAGCAGAAACCCACCGAGACAACGGCCCUGGAAGCGGCGCACUCAAAGCGUCGCGGCAGUGCCGGCUCCCUGCGUCGCUCCCAGGGUCCAUCAGGCGAGGCGGCGCCCGGCGGCGCCACCACAGACUUUGAGACCUCUGUGCGGGAUCUGGUGCGGAUAUCCUUCCGGAAGAUCAAGAACAAGUCUGAGUACAUCUUCAAGAACUUCAAGGACGUCUUCUGGCGCUUCCUGGAGCUGCAUAUCAUGAAGGCCGUCUACAUCGCCGCCUUUGUGUGCAGCGUGAGCGAGGUCUGCGUCCUGCACAUUGUCUUUGUGGGCUUCUGUGUGCUGGGUGCCACCUCUCGGAAGGCCAUCCAAGUGAUAAUCAGCCGCGUGAUAUCGUUUAUUGUCACCAUCAUCGUCCUGUCCAAGAUGAUCUACCAGAUUGAGUACCUGAGCCACACCCAGUACAAUGUCUUCUGCUCCGACAACCGCACGGCCAACAACGCCGAAUGGGUGGGCCUCACCAAGGCUGAGAAGCUGGAGGGCGGCUUGAUGAGUCUGCUGCGCACGUACAUCAUCUACAUGGUGAUUGUGACCAUGCAUGCCGUGAUCACCUUGCGUCAGCUGCAGAUGAGAGUGAAGACUGGAGCCCUGAAUGCCACGCCCACCAAGCUGCUGUUCCCCAAUAUCAUCCGCGCGGAUGCUGAGAAGGAUCUAGUGGGCCUCGUCAAGUACCUCCUGAACUAUGCCUUCUACAAGUUUGGCAUCGAGAUAUCGCUGAUUGCCCUGGUAUCCACCAUCACCUACCGCCAGGACAUUGUGGCCGUGGCCUAUGCGCUCUGGCUGGUCGUCCUGCUGCUGUUGAGGCGUUCCCAGUGCGCCAAGAUCUGGGGAGUGUUCCAGGCCUUCUUUGCCAUCUCGAUACUGAUGCAAUAUAUCGUGUUGGUGGGACUGCCACCAAGCUCAUGUCUGGUUUAUCCUUGGGACGAGGGCGCCUUUGGGGAGAGCAUCCAACGCUGGACGAUGCUGCCCGGAGCCCUGCACUUCAACCAUGUGCCCAAGCUGAUUUUCGACUUCAUCGUACUGAUCAUUCUGAACCGCCAGAAGAGCAUCUUCUGCAUCGAGCAGCGGUAUGCCAGCAACGACGACUACCCCGGAGGCAGCAACCGCAGCGUCAUCGCGGACAUUGCCCAGCUGGGGAGGACGCCUUUCGACAAUCCCACCCACGACUUCUGCUCGUACAUUCGCAACUACUCGGACAUCCUGAAGAACGGGGUGUUGUGCGGCUUCUACUGGUUCACCCUGGCCGUGGUCUUCUUGGCCGGGACCAACAUAGCCGAUCUGCUGGCCCUGGGCUACCUCAUUGGGGCAUUCGUCUUCCUCUGGCAGGGCUCCGACUUCUAUCUGCGGCCAAUCAACACAAUCAUCAGUCGCUGGGAGUGGCUGCUGGCCUUCAACGUGGCCAACAUCCUCAUCAAGACGAGCUUCCAGAUGGCCGGCUGCCUGUUCAUGACGCCCCUGACCACCCACUGCUGCUGGCUGGUACACAUGCUCGGCAUCACCUGCACGAGCAACGUGCUCAAGGAGGAACUGAUGCUGUCCGAUGAGACGGACCUGAUAUUGGCGCCCGGCGAAUGCCCUAAGAUCACGCAUCAGGUGGUUCUGCUGUGGGACACGAUCUGCUUUGCCUUUAUCAUCUUCCAGCUGCGCAUCUUCAAGUCCCACUACUUCUGCCAUAUCAUCACGGACACGAAGGCCAACAACAUUCUGGCCUCCAGGGGAGCUGAUAUCAUUGAGGGAUUGCGGCAGAACCAGAUUGCCCAUCGACACGGCCACGAGAAGCAGGUCCUGCUCAAGAUCAAGCGGAAGAUGGAGCGCAUUCGGGCCACGCAGCAGAAGAUGCUGCGACCCCUGGACAAGCAGACGCAUUUUGAUGAACAUGGUUAUCCACUUCCUGCACCAACAGUACGCAGAAGGAAGGAAAUCAAAUUACAUCCACAUGCUACCCGGGCUGGCGACUACUACAUGUUCGAGGAGAUGGAUGACAAAUUCGAGCUGGAUCUGAUACACGACGAGAUUGACUUCCUGGAGGAGGAGAACAUGACCGAGAGCGAGAUGAAGAUGCAGCGUCGCAAGACCCUCUAUGAUAAAUCCAAGGAUGCUCCCGGUGCCGAUUUCCCCUCCACAAGCAAGGGCAUAUCCAAGGAGCGGGAUGCAGCCAGCACGGAAAGUCCGGCCGCUCCCACCCACGAUGUGGCUGAUCUGCCAGUGAUUCCGCCGCCCUCAACCAGCUUGGGACGCGAGGCCCCCUACAAGGAGACAUCCGACAGCAAAUCCAAGAUGGAAGUCGACAGCGGCGAGGUGACGGCCAAGGACUCGGACGAGGACUUCGACACGAAUCCCAUCAUCAGACUGCUCGAGGGCUUUUUGGUCACCCUGACCAUAAGACUGAACCGCUUCUCGCGCAACUACCGCUACGUCAAUCGCAUCCUGGCUGGCGAGAAGAAGACCCUGAAGGAAUCGAGCUCCCUGAACCGUCUCGGCCUGUCGAGUGCAGCUGCCAUGUUCCACUUCCUCAAGUCCAACCUCGAAAGCAAUGAGAGUGGUGGCGAGCAGCCCGCGUCAUCGUCCACGCCGCGGCGGCCCCCAGCCACGGCAGUCGUUACUCCACCCACGCCAACAGAACACACAACCACAAGCACCCCACUAAACACGAAUACUACAACCACACCGCUAUCACCACAAGAUCCACCGCCACCAACAACAACCAGUACACCUGUACAACAGAAUCAGCCACAGAAUCAGCCUCAGCACAGUCGACACAGUGCUGUGGACGACAUCAUCGAACUGCCCGUAGAUACGGUUGAUGCAGCCACUUCUAGAAAACAAUCGAUCAAUUCAUCGCCGCCAGCCAAGGGCGCUGGAGACUUCAACUUGGAGGAAGAGAACUUUGCCCAGCGAGAUCAUCACAUAAUUGUGGAGGUGCUGAUUUCCUCGUGGUACGCCCUGCUUGCCAACACAGAUCUGAUCUGCUACAUAGUGGUGUUCAUCAAUCAGGUCGUCAAUGCCAGUCUCAUUUCGUUGCCGCUGCCCAUAAUGGUCUUUCUCUGGGGCACUCUGUCCCUGCCACGUCCAACGAAAACCUUCUGGGUCACACUGAUUGCCUACACGCAGGCCAUUGUUCUGAUCAAGUGUAUCUUCCAGUUCAAACUGAUCUGGGCGAAUUAUCACAACCUCCCCAACCAGCCCCUGACGGCCGCCAAGAUCUUUGGUGUGGAGAUGAAGACCCACUAUGCUGUGUACGACCUGAUGCUGUUGCUGGUGCUCUUCCUGCACCGCUACCUGCUCAAGUCGCAAGGACUGUGGAAGUCGGGCUACAAGGACACAGAUCAGCAGUUUGCCAAGCCCACCGCCAGCAUCGAUGACCGAGACGACAGCGACAACCUGUCUCAACCCGACUCCCGCCACCUGAACGAUGAUGCGGCUCAGAAGUUGAGCCUGCAAGUGAGCCAAGCUUCGUUGCCGGGGUCCCCGGAGUACAGCAAGUCGGGCAUCAAUCAGCUAGAACGAACCAAGUACACCUCCUCGUUGCACAAGUUCUUCUUUAGUCUGGUGCAUAAGUCCCGUCUGGCCACAGACGUGUAUGCCCUGAUGUUCCUUUGCGAUUUUAUAAACUUCUUUGUACUGCUCUUUGGCUUCACAGCAUUUGGAACACAGCAAACGGAAAGCGAUGAAGGUGUGCAGACAUAUCUGGCGGAGAAUAAAGUGCCUAUACCAUUCCUGAUCAUGUUGCUGGUCCAGUUCCUGCUCAUCGUCAUCGAUCGGGCGCUGUAUCUGCGCAAAGCUCUAGUGAACAAGAUUAUUUUCCACUUCUUCUCUGUGAUCGGCAUACACAUCUGGAUGUUCUUCGUAGUGCCGGCGGUGACGGAGCGCACCUUCAACUCGCUGGCGCCACCGAUCAUCUUCUAUGUGAUCAAGUGCUUCUACAUGCUGCUGAGCUCCUAUCAGAUCAAGUCGGGCUAUCCCAAGCGCAUUCUCGGCAACUUCUUCACCAAGGGCUUCUCGAUGGUCAACAUGAUCGCCUUCAAGGUGUAUAUGCAGAUCCCGUUCCUAUACGAGCUGCGCACCAUUCUCGACUGGGUCUGCAUCGACAGCACCAUGACCAUCUUCGACUGGCUCAAGAUGGAGGACAUAUUCUCUAAUAUAUAUCUCAUACGCUGCACCAGGCAGUCGGAAACCGACUUUCCAGCGAUGCGCGCCCAGAAAAAGGCUUCCAUCUCGAAGCUGAUUAUGGGCGGCACCAUUGUCCUGCUGAUUGUCAUUUGCAUCUGGGGUCCAUUGUGCCUGUUUGCCCUGGGCAACGCUGUGGGCACCUCCAAUGUGCCCUUCCAGGUGUCGCUCUCCAUCCGCAUUGGUCCCUACGACCCCAUUUAUACCACCAACAACUACGAUAGCAUUUUCGAGAUCGAUCCCACGAUGUACUCGCAGAUGACCAAUGCUUAUAUUAAGGAUAAACAGGCUCUGACCUUCAUCACUGGCUACGACGCAACGGAUGUGGCGGCGGUCAAGCUGGCUGGGAACUCACCCUCCCUUUGGAAUAUAGCCCCGCCAGAUAGGCAGCGUUUGCUGAAUGAUUUGAGAAACAAUCAUACGCUCAAGGCCCGCUUCUCUUACACCCUUACACGGAAGGCUCCGGCCAAGGGUCUGAAAGAAAUUGUAGGCGAUGAGCAUGCCAUCUCCCUGGACGAGACUUUCGAGGGACGUGCAGCUCUCAUUAAUAUGCUGAACGAAACCCACGACUUGGAGCCAACGGGCAAUGACACCAGUACCAAUGGAACCAAUAGCACUGCUGAAGAAGUAGUAGUGCUGCCUGCCAUGAUACCAAAAUUCAUCAAGGUGCUCAACUCGGGCGAUGCCGCUGUGGUCACUGUGCUGAGUCCCAAGAACGAGGAAUACCGUCCUCUAGUCAUCCAAAUGCAUCGAGACAAGGAGACAAACGGCCUGUGGUGGGAGAUACGAGACUUCUGCAAUGACACCUUCUACAAUACCACUCUGAAGGAGUUCGCCUACAGCAACUGCACUUCCGGUAUCGUGAUGUAUACCUUCAACGACAAGAAGUUCCCAUCGACGUUCAGCUUCCUCACAGCUGGCGGCAUCAUUGGCUUGUACACCACAUUCGUGUUAUUGGCCUCGCGCUUCAUGAAGUCGUUCAUUGGCGGACAGAAUCGAAAAAUUAUGUUCGAGGAUCUACCCUAUGUAGAUAGGGUAUUGCAGCUGUGUCUAGAUAUAUACCUGGUACGCGAGGCCUUAGAAUUCGCCUUGGAGGAGGAUCUGUUUGCCAAAUUACUCUUCCUGUACCGUUCGCCCGAGACGCUCAUCAAAUGGACCCGCCCCAAGGAGGAGUACGUGGACGAUGAUGCCGACACCGACUCGAUGAGUGUGCGGCGGUCCGAACAACUGCAGCAGCACCAACAGCACCAGCAUCAACAAUAACAUAGGCCCAACCCAAGCGCUUAAGUAAUCUAGAACUGGUCUACGUAUAUAGUACGUAUUGCGUUAGCGUAGGUUUCAUAGUCUUUUUUAAACAUUUUUUAUAUGAACACGUUUGUAUAAGGACCUAGACAUAGAGCUAGCUAGAGAGAAACACAAAUCAAAACAAAACACAAAGGUACACAUCACCCAUUUAUACGGUUUACAGAUAGUUCGAUUUUUUGUCACAAGUACUGCCCGUGUGUAAAACUGAAAAGGUCUAAAGUGUACACCAACUAUUUUAAGCAUACAUACAAACUGUUCGUACAGUGUACACACGUGUGUACCGUACACGCAAAUGUCUUUAGUCGUAAGUAAGCGAAAAGUGCUGCUAUUUGUUAGCUAAACAAAUGAAAAUAUGAAUUGUAAUUGUCUAAAGAGAGAAAAUAAUUUAUUUAAGUUAUUACUAAACUAUGUGUACAUCAGUGAAGAAAAAGGAGGAGGAUAAACUAAUAAUAAUCAUGAGAACUCAUAUUCAGGGAAUUUUAGCAUUUUACAGAAACCGUAUGUGUAAAGAAUUAACCAAAAUGGUAGCAUCUAACAAUGAAUGUUUUAUAUAUAUUGAUACGAAACAAUAAUAACUUGUAAUUACCAAUAUCGAUCGCUUCGAAUAGCUACGUUGCCUCUAUGUGCCCUUUACAGAAUAUUAAAGAUAUUAUGUAUAUGUUGAACUGUUUGUUAUAGAUUGUAAAUUGUACUAGUAUGAAUCUGUUGCAAAUACUACAUAUAUAGAGCGUUGACUUUAGUUGUAGGCAUAUCACAUCACAUCUAUAUUUUUAUAUUGAACGCAAAAAUAUCAUUUGCUUGAGCGACCAUUUAAUAGGCAAAUUCAUAUCAAAUACUUACAUACAUAUGUAUGUGCUAGGGCGCGUAGGCUUUCAAUCAAAAUUGAUCAACCACAUAUGUGUAUAUCUCUAACAGGCAAUCUCUUAUACAUAAUUGUAACUAUACAACACGCCAACUAAAUCUAUAUGUGCUAUUUUAUAUAUACUAAAUCGAAUUGGAAUUGUGAAUCUAAAAAUCAAACUAGCGACGAAAAACACAAACAAAAAAAAUGAAUUUUUGUACCAAGAAUUGAACAACAUAAACCUUAUAUAGUACUAUAAAAAGUGUACCUAUUUUUUUAGUGUUUAAUUUUUCAUUAUAAGCUUAAAGAAUACAAGAAAUACUUACGAACUAAAAUAAAGAAUCCAAAUUUAAUGUAAUAACAGG